This is a messenger RNA of Anisakis simplex (herring worm), 1260 nucleotides long. NCBI's taxonomy places the organism in Eukaryota, Metazoa, Nematoda, Chromadorea, Rhabditida, Anisakidae. The record is from the annotation of a GenBank genome assembly.
AUGUGUAAAUGCCUGGAAUAUUUGUUCUGGUGCCUCGAAGUGCCGAGUUCACAACGAACGGCACGAGAAGAACUCGAAUCGAUUGUCUGGAUCAACGAUCCGGACACUGCCUAUAGACUCGCGAAGGUUGUCGAACAACGAGGCGAUAAACUCGUCGUCGGUUUCAGAGACGAGAACGGAUUCUACGAGAAGAGGACCGUCCUCGCAGCUGAUACACAAUCGCCAAGUUUAUCCUAUUAUGUAGAGGAUUUAUGUAAUCUUAGUGAGCUAACUGAUGCAAAUGUAUUACACGCUAUACGUUGUCGAUAUGAAAGUCAACUCAUUCACACUUACUCGGGAUUAUUCUGUGUUGUCGUGAAUCCAUGGCGAAAUCUGGCAAUCUACUCAGAGGAUAUUAUGCACGAAUACGCAAAUGCGCUAGAUAGAAGCUCUAACCUACCACCGCAUAUCUACGCCGUAGCACAGUCGGCAUACGAUGGGCUGUUUAAUGGACCGAAUCAAUCCAUACUCAUCACAGGAGAGAGUGGAGCUGGAAAGACGGAAAACACGAAAAAGAUUAUCGAAUAUUUGGGAUUCGAAGCACGUCGAAGGAGUGGAGUCGAGCGAAAUGGUAAUGGUGCGGACAAGCGAUUGGCGGCUGCCAAUUUUAUCAUCGAAUCGUUCGCUAAUGCUUCGACUAUCCAUAACAGUAAUAGCUCAAGAGUGGGUAAAUUCAUUCGUAUUGAUUUUGGUGAAGACAUGCAACUGAAGGGUGCACAAAUACAAUGUUAUCUACUCGAAAAAUCGCGCGUUGUCAGUCAAAAUGAAGGUGAUCGUAAUUUCCAUAUCUUCUAUCAGCUCUUCUCUGAGGGCUUCAGUGAAGGCGUACGCUACGGUAUGGGUCUUGGACAAAGCGCUGAUGCGUAUCGUUUCUUGAAUCAAGGCGGUAAAACUGCUGAUCGCGAUAUUAACGAUGAGAAAUGCGCUUAUGGAACUGAGCACGCUUUGGAUGUGGUGGGUUUCAGCGAGGAGGAGAAGUUGCAAAUUUACGAAACUGUCGCGUCGUGUGUGCUGCUUGGAGAAAUAAAAUUCCAUGAGCGAUCUGGUCUUGAUAUCACAUACGUAGACGGAAAAAAAGAAGUGGAGGCCGCAUGCCGUAGCUUGGGUGUGAAAACAAGCCGUUUCAUUGACGCAUUGACAGCACCAUCGAUGAAAGUCGGAGAUACCGUUAUAAAGAAGAGUCAAAAUCUGCGAAAGGUGACUAAGCCAUUCAUAUAUUAG